Molecule: messenger RNA, 243 nt
Organism: Arabis nemorensis
Lineage: Eukaryota; Viridiplantae; Streptophyta; Magnoliopsida; Brassicales; Brassicaceae
Source: the annotation of a GenBank genome assembly
AUGAAGACCAAAAGACAAAUAGAAGAACUUAAGCGGAAACAGUAUCAGAGGAAAAGGGAUUCCAAACUUGUUGAAACGGAAGCACGGCGAGGUAGCUGGAAUGCUGUGCAGAGCUUGAGGCCAAACUUGAAGAAAAGAGCAUUUAGCCAAGAAGAAGAACAGUUCAUUGUUGAAAUGCAUGCCAAGAUGGGGAAUAAAUGGGCACAAAUGGCUGAACAUUUGCCUGGUCGAACAGAUAUAUAA